Molecule: messenger RNA, 1853 nt
Organism: Hippocampus zosterae (dwarf seahorse)
Lineage: Eukaryota; Metazoa; Chordata; Actinopteri; Syngnathiformes; Syngnathidae
Product: solute carrier family 22 member 5-like
Exons: 11
Coding region: 195-1853 (552 amino acids)
Biological process (GO): transmembrane transport
Cellular component (GO): membrane
Molecular function (GO): transmembrane transporter activity
Source: RefSeq, a predicted model, not a curated record
UACCCUUGCCAUUCCUGCAUCUCUUCCAGAGUUUCCGGAAGGUCUCUGUUCAAGGUCUCCGGAAGGAAGAUGUUGACCACGCAGGAUCCGAUGAGUGUGAGGGUGGUGCUGCAGUGCUGAAAUUGUUUCACUUGAGUGGACCAGUCCAAACAACAAAAUCGACUCCGGUCCAGAAUCAGUCGCCGACGUACAGGAUGGACAACGAGAAUGACUAUGAGGCCAAGACAGAGUUCUUGAAGGUCUGGGGACCCUUCCAACGUCGCCUCUCCUUGCUGCUCGCCAUCACAAUGGUGCCCAACGGUUUUACCAGCCCGAUGGGGGUCUUCGUGGCCGACACGCCGGCCCACCGCUGUCUGGUGCCGGCGCACAGGGUAAACCUGACGGAAGAGUGGCGCAAUGUCAGCAUACCCCUGGAGGAGGACGGCCGCCCGGCGGAAUGCUCCCGGUACCGCUUGGAUGCUCUGCUGACUUACUCGGAGGCGGGCUUUCAGCCCUCCGAUGUCAACCUGACUGCCGUGCCCCGAGAGGGCUGCCUAGACGGUUGGGAAUACGACCGAAGCGUCUACACCUCCACCAUCGUCUCAGAAUGGGACCUCGUGUGCGGUCAGCAGUGGAAGAAGCCGCUGACGUUGUCGCUCUACUUUUGCGGCUACCUCGUCGGAUCCUUCCUGUCCGGGCAGCUCUCCGACAGGUUUGGCAGGAAGGUUGUGCUGUUUUCCGCGAUCGCUGGCCACAAGCUGUGUGUUUUCCUGCAGGGAUUUAGUCACUCCUGGGUAGUUUUCUGCGUCCUGCAAUUCCUCGGGGGCAUGUGCACCAUGACCAGCUACCUGACUGCCUUCGUGCUCUGUGCGGAGCUCCUCAGUGCUCAAGCGCGCCUGUUCUUCACCACGGCGGGCUUAUGUUUAUUCUUCGCCUUGGGCUACAUGCUGCUGCCGCUCCACGCCUACUUCCUGCGAGAUUGGAGGAUGCUGCUGCUGGGCAUCAACGCCCCCGGCCUCCUCCUCUUAACUUUCUGGUGGUCCAUCCCCGAGUCCCCACGCUGGUUGCUGUCUCAAGGACGGAUUGCCGAGGCCGAGGACAUUGUGAAACGUGCCGCCAAGUCCAACAAAGUCGAGGCGCCAACAAAAAUCUUCACUCCUUUGCAGAAAGAUGGCUCGGAAAAGAUGAAGGCGUACAACAUCUGUGACUUGCUCUACAUUCGCAACAUGCGCUGGUUGUCAGCUGUGCUAUGGCAUGUCUGGGCCACGAUCACCAUGAGCUACCUGGCCUUGUCCCUCAACACGUCCAACCUGCACGGCGACGCCUACCUCAACUGUUUCCUGUCGGCGGCUGUGGAGAUUCCUGCCUACAUCAUCACGUGGCUCAUGUUCCGCCGCUUCCCCCGCCGCCUCACCAUGGCCGGCUGGCUCUUCUCUUCAGGAUUCUUCCUCCUGGUAAACCAGGUCAUUCAGGCAGAUCUGCACUGGCUGGCAGUGUCUUUGGAGAUGAUGGGCAAGUUCUGCUUGACAGCGGCGUUCAGUCACGUCUACGCUUACUCGGUGGAGCUCUACCCGACCGUGCUGAGGAACACGGCCAUGGGCGCCUGCUCCAUGGUCGCAAGGAUAGGCAGCAUCCUUGCACCCUACAUCAUCUACCUGAGAAGCUAUUCGCCGUCGCUGCCGUACAUCCUGAUGGGCAUGCUAAUCGCCAUGGCGUCGUUGCUUAGUCUUCUGCUGCCUGAAAGCUACGGAAUGCCCCUACCGGAAACCCCUGCAGACAUGCAGCCCUUCGCCGGGUGCUGCCGAAAGAACAUCUACCAACACGCACGCACCAAAGAAGAGACCCAAAGCAAUAAUAAUAAUAAUAAUACAUGA